AUGGUUGGAGUCCGCGGGAAGUAUAAGGGGUGUGAGACGUGUAGGGCUCGGAGAGUCAAGUGCGACAACGAACGCCCAUUCUGCCGAAAAUGCAUCGACAGCGGCCGCGAGUGCGCUGGGUACGAGCGGGAAAUGGUCUUCAUCACCGCAACCAUAGACGACGCCGGCCGCUGCUCGUCUCAUCCGCCGCGCCAGGUGCAGUCGUCCUCGAGGAGGAGCGGAGGGGGACAUCAUGCUGAAGAUACCCCGCCGCGCUUGACACCGACAGAGCCUCUGACGCCAGCCUGGGACGAUUUGGUGUUGUUGUCCGACAACGAUGUCGUGUAUGCGGUGCAGAUCGCGGCUUUGCACACCAGGCUGCAGAGCGUCGCGAGGACGCCCGAGGGGCAGGGCCAGGUCAAGUUUCGGGUGGCCUUGCCAGAUUACUCGCCGGUCGACGUCGAAACCUGGGACAGCGGCAGCAACAUGGACUUGGCGGCGCAUACCAUGGUCAGCCUUCUGCCCACGGGCAGCGAUAACGGUGCCCCCGAGGGAAUCUGCGCCUUUCUGUUCGAGCAAAACACAUCGUCUCUGGUGAUGAACGGUAUCACCCCUUGGGGCGUUCCCCAGGAGCACCUGGACGUUGUCAAGAAACUGGGCCCUGCCCAUUUCCGCCAGUUUCCCACUCACCACUUCUUCGUCAGAGUGUAUAGGAGCAGCGCUAUCACCCUCGCUCUUCUGCAUAGAAAGGCAACGUUCCUGUCAUCCAUCGAAUGGUGCACUGUCCCGUGGGAGCUGCAUCCCAAGACUCCCCUGGACAGGCUUUUCGACAUCAUCGCCAUCUUGCCGGGCAUCUUGGCUCGAGCCGACCGAACGACACCAUUUACCGCAACGCUGCAGCGACGGUUGAAGGCCCAAGAGCUGUUGGAGGGCUGCUUGCAGCUGGAAAGGAGGCUCGAGGAGUGGGAGUUCUUUGCCCGGGCCCCCACGGCCGAACACCCGUACGCAUACUGGAUAGAAGACCCAGACGAUCCAGACGCGCAACAGAUCCCAUUUUCCGAUAGCGUUGCCUUCAGGGACGGGAUUUCUUCGGUGACGUUCUUGUACCACUGGAUGGCGUUGCUGCUCCUUCAUCGAUGCAUCGAAACCCUGCACCACACCAUCUUCCAGCCCGUGAUUGAGGACUUCCCCCACAUGUACCCCGACCUGCCGCCGAAUUUGCAGAUCAACUUGGCCAGGUACCAGCAACGGCGGGACUUUGCCUCGAGAAUAUGCCGGGCGCUGGACUUUGCGCUGUCGACGAGCGUUCAGCCCGACCUGCUGGCGGCGCCUCUCGCCGUGGCCUUGGAGUAUUACCGGGAAAUCAACGCGUCUUCGAGGGAUGGCGAGCUGGAGAUCAUGUGGUGCGAGAAUUUCAAGCUUCGGUUGAGGUCGAAGGGACAAGACAUCGCCAAUGUCAUCCAGAGUCGAUCGUGGGCCGAUAUUGGAAGGGGUUGA
This is a messenger RNA of Colletotrichum higginsianum IMI 349063, 1476 nucleotides long. Its product is annotated as C6 zinc finger domain protein. The record is from RefSeq and is a predicted model, not a curated record. Gene Ontology annotation, molecular function: DNA-binding transcription factor activity, RNA polymerase II-specific; zinc ion binding. The transcript has 4 exons. Bases 1 to 1476 code for a protein of 491 amino acids. NCBI's taxonomy places the organism in Eukaryota, Fungi, Ascomycota, Sordariomycetes, Glomerellales, Glomerellaceae. Gene Ontology annotation, biological process: regulation of DNA-templated transcription.